AUGGACAUCCAAAAUAUUUCACCUAACAGCGAAGUUGUUGACGGCGGCAUACCACCUAGCCGCGGCGGCAGGUCAUCUAGCCGCGACGACGGCCAUCGGCGCCGCGACAGCAUGUCAUAUAGCCACGACGACGGCCAUCGGCGCCUCGACAGCAGGUCAUCUAGCCGCGACAGCAGAUCAUCUAGCCGCGACGACGGCCAUCGGCGCCGCGACGGCAGGUCAUAUAGCCGCGACAACGGCCAUCGGCGCCGCGACUACGGCAGCAGGAGGUCGCCGUCAAACACCAACACUUCCCCAAGUCGGCGCAGCAUGUCACCGGUGUCAUCCGGCCACCCCGUUGCAAGGGGUGGCCGUGGUGGCAAGGCAAAUCGACCAGGACGCGGUUGGUCUGGCGCAAGCAAAAAUCCAAACAUGCAAAUGGUGAGAUUUAAUUUAUUGUAA
Messenger RNA from Macrosiphum euphorbiae (potato aphid), 441 nucleotides. The record is from the annotation of a GenBank genome assembly. Lineage: Eukaryota; Metazoa; Arthropoda; Insecta; Hemiptera; Aphididae.